AAUCUGAAAUUGUGACGUAGAUUAGAAGCAUAAGUACAUAAAUAUACAACAACUGAUUCCACUUUCUUCUCAUUUCUCAGUUUGCGAUUUGAGAUAAUAGGGUGGGAAAAAGAGGAAAUGGCAAAGAAGGAACUUUUUAAAGAAAAUGGGGAAGGAGAAGAAGUGUGCAAAGCUGACUUCCCUCCUAAUUUUGUGUUUGGGGUUGCCACUGCUGCAUAUCAGAUCGAAGGAGCCUGCAAUGAGGGUAGCAGGGGUGCUAGCAUAUGGGAUUCUUUUUCACACACAGAAGGAAAAAUUAUUGAUGGAAGCAGUGGUGAUGUGGCAGUUGAUCAUUAUCAUCGAUACAAGGAAGAUGUCAACCUUAUACACAAGUUUGGAUUUGAUGCUUAUAGGUUCUCCAUAUCAUGGUCUCGUAUCUUUCCUGAUGGUGUGGGAACCAAAGUCAAUGAAGAAGGAAUUGCCUUUUACAACAACCUUAUUAAUGCUCUUAUUGAAAAGGGCAUUCAACCUUUUAUAACUUUGUACCAUUGGGAUCUCCCUUUGCAUCUUCAAGAAACAAUUGGAGGGUGGUUAGAUAAGCAAAUUGUAAAUUACUUUGCCAUCUAUGCAGAUACUUGCUUUGCACACUUUGGUGACAGAGUAAAGAACUGGAUCACUAUAAACGAACCGCUCCAAACUGCAGUGAAUGGGUAUGAUACUGGGAUAUUUGCUCCUGGAAGACGUGAAGGUUCUUCAGAAGAACCAUAUUUGGCUGCGCAUCAUCAGAUCUUGGCCCAUGCAACGGCUGGUUCAAUAUACCGAAGCAAGUACAAGGAUAAGCAAGGUGGACAAAUUGGGUUGGUGCUAGAUUGUGAAUGGGCAGAGGCUAAUUCUGAUAAAAUUGAAGAUAAAUCUGCUGCAUCAAGGCGCCUUGAUUUUCAACUUGGAUGGUACUUGUGCCCAUUAUAUUAUGGAGACUAUCCUGCAGUUAUGCUUGAAAGAUUAGGAGAUCGACUUCCCAAGUUCUCAGAGGAAGAAAAGAAAUUGCUUUUAAACUCUUUGGACUUUCUUGGUCUUAAUCAUUAUACGUCGAGGUUUAUUUCUCAUGCAACAAGUUGUUCUGAAGAAAGUUAUUUCUAUAAAGCACAAGAGAUGGAAAGAAUCGUUGAAUGGGAAGGGGGUGAAAAGAUUGGUGAAAAGGCAGCUUCAGAAUGGCUUUACAUUGUCCCUUGGGGACUCCGGAAGGUUCUCAAUUAUAUAGCGCGAAAAUACAAUAAUCCCCCAAUAUACAUCACCGAGAAUGGGAUGGAUGAUGAAGAGGACAACAGUUUGCCCCUCAGUGAGAUUCUUGAUGACAAAUUAAGAGUUCACUACUUUAAGGGAUACCUUGCUGCAGUCGCUCAGGCAAUCAAGGAUGGAGCAGAUGUGAGGGGAUACUUUGCAUGGUCAUUAUUAGACAAUUUUGAGUGGGCUCAAGGCUAUACCAAGCGCUUUGGUUUGGUUUAUGUAGAUUACAAGAACAGUCUCACUCGGCAUCCCAAGUCUUCAGCAUAUUGGUUCUCACGGUUCUUGAAAGGUGGUGAAAAGAAAAAUGGCAAGGAAAACUAAAUUGUCUGAAGCUGAAAUUGCCAAGCUACAAAACUAGUCUUUUCAUCUCGAAUCCAUAGUGUUUUAGCCAAGAAGAAUAUAAAAAGUUCGCUUAAGUGGUUGGGAAGGGUCUAACUUUAAAGAACUGAAAUGGAACGUUUCUGAUGCUAUUUGUGUUUUCUGUAAAGCAGAUAUGAUGAGGUACAUUAAGUGCCUGGUAUGCUUUUUUUGCAGCCUUUUUGUUUUGAUGUCAUACAUACUAUAUAUGAAAUAAGCUGGUGUGUAACUCCAA
Gossypium raimondii (Peruvian cotton) is the source of this 1858-nucleotide messenger RNA. RefSeq names its product beta-glucosidase 42. Gene Ontology annotation, biological process: cellulose catabolic process. The transcript is spliced from 13 exons. Lineage: Eukaryota; Viridiplantae; Streptophyta; Magnoliopsida; Malvales; Malvaceae. The record is from RefSeq and is a predicted model, not a curated record. The coding region runs from base 118 to 1587 and encodes 489 amino acids. Gene Ontology annotation, molecular function: beta-glucosidase activity.